Messenger RNA from Acaulospora morrowiae, 935 nucleotides. The record is from the annotation of a GenBank genome assembly. Lineage: Eukaryota; Fungi; Glomeromycota; Glomeromycetes; Diversisporales; Acaulosporaceae.
GAUGCAUGACAGUAAAAAUACGAAGUAGAAAAGGCAACAACAAAGAAGGAAGUGAGAACAAGAGAGAGAUAGAGCAAAGAGGAAAGAAGAACAAAAGAACAAGGCGUAGAGUAAAUGAUGAAGAAAGGAACAAAAGAGAAAUAGGAAAGAAAGAUAAGGAAUCAGAAAGCGAAACAGUAAACAAGAAGAAGGAAGAAAGACAUGACGAGGAAAAGGCGCCAAUAAGAAGCUACAGAGAGAAGAACGAUAAGCAGGAAGAAGAAGAGGACAAAAAAAACAAGAGAAAUGAAAGAUACAAAGGAAACAAGAGAAAUAGACAAAAAGAAGCAAUACGCAAUGAAGAGAAAGAAAAAGACAAGAGAAGGCAAUAUCGAGAGGGAGAAAAAGAAAAAGAUAUAAAAUGGAAGGCAAGAAACAUUAGCGAGAAUAGGCGUACAAAUCACAGGAAGGAUAUAUUGAAGACAGUAAGGAAAAGACUAAAUGAUGAAUUAGGCGUUGAAAAAAAGAAGAGAAUAGAGGUAGCAAGAAAUGAAAAGAAAGGAGGACAGGAAAUACAAGCAGAAAAUAGUGGAAAAGAGAGGAGGAGAAAAGAGCAAGCAAGAGCAAACGAAAAAUCAGAUAAAAGCAACAAAGAAGAAGAAAAGGAAAGAACAAGAAAGCGGAAGGAACAAAAAAAAAGAGAAAGUAGAGAACAGGAGGAAAAGAUGCAAGAGGAAGAGAGAAAAAUUAAGCAAACACAACAGCGAACAAAAGGAACGACUAGAGAAAGAACAAAGGAGAGGAGAGCAAGGAAGAAGGGAGAAAAUGAAGAAAUAACGGAAUGGAAGCAAGGAGUACGAGAAGAAAACGACAGGAACCAGAAGAGAAAACUAGCGACAUACGGAAAGAAUACAGGAGGAAACAAAGCAAGAAACGCUAAAGAGAACAGAAAAUAG